This is a messenger RNA of Uranotaenia lowii, 803 nucleotides long. It is a transcript of the gene Tcs1, whose product is annotated as threonylcarbamoyl-AMP synthase. Gene Ontology annotation, biological process: regulation of translational fidelity. Lineage: Eukaryota; Metazoa; Arthropoda; Insecta; Diptera; Culicidae. Gene Ontology annotation, molecular function: double-stranded RNA binding; nucleotidyltransferase activity; tRNA binding. The transcript has a single exon. Bases 1 to 762 code for a protein of 253 amino acids. The record is from RefSeq and is a predicted model, not a curated record. Gene Ontology annotation, cellular component: cytoplasm.
AUGUUCGUUGUACGAAACUUGUUAGCUGUUAAGAUAUUCAGAAUUAGUUCAAUGCGUCAGUUGGGAGAAAUUUCAGUAAAAAUGAACGGUGUUGCAUCAUCUCCCGGAAGCAACGUUAUCAAAUGCAAUGACAAAAAGGCUAUUCGCCAGGCUGCUAACCUGCUCGAAUGUGGUCAGGUCAUUGCACUUCCCACGGAUACGGUUUAUGGGUUGGCGUGUAGCGCAAAUAAUCCUGAAGCCAUUCAGCGACUUUACGCCAUUAAGGGUCGUGCUGAAACGAAGCCAGUAGCGAUUUGUGUGGCCGAGUAUGAUGAUUUACGCCAUUGGGGACAGGCAGAUCAUUUGCCAGAUGCUUUGCUGCAGCAGCUGCUUCCUGGGCCGGUGACGAUUGUAGUGCACAAGUCGGUCCAUCUAGAUAAUCCUUUUCUGAAUCCAGGAAUAGUCAAAAUUGGUAUCCGCAUUCCGGAUUUUGAAUUUAUUCGACAGGUAUCGAGGAACUUUCGGGAUGGCCCGGUUGCGCUGACGAGUGCCAACAAAAGCUCGGAACCGAGCACUUUGAAUGUUCGGGAAUUUGAAAAGCUGUGGCCCAUUUUGGGAAGCGUAUUCGAUGGUGGUCAGUUGGGAUUGAUCGAGGAACAGCGGGCCGCUUCUACGGUGAUUGAUCUGUCCGAGAAGGGCUGGUAUAAAAUAAUCAGGAAAGGCGUUGCUGCAGAACAUACCGCUAGGGUAGUACAGAGAUUUGGCUUUGUAGAAAGGGAUUAGCAUUGUUGAUUUACAGUUACGAAAUAAAAUGGAAAACGUGA